Molecule: messenger RNA, 1275 nt
Organism: Penicillium waksmanii
Lineage: Eukaryota; Fungi; Ascomycota; Eurotiomycetes; Eurotiales; Aspergillaceae
Product: DUF3984 domain-containing protein
Exons: 4
Coding region: 1-1275 (424 amino acids)
Source: RefSeq, a predicted model, not a curated record
AUGGAGUUAAACAACCCAGGGGGCUUUCGCUCCCGACGCUCAUACCCCAACCUCCACCACGUCUCCCUCGCUCCACUCACCCCCCGAUUCCCCAUAGACGACGACAUCGAACCAACAGACUACUUCAGUCCACGCGACACUCUCGAACCAACAACUAGCGGAUCCAAAACACCCCCACGAACUUCGUACUUCUCCAGCGUCUCCGUCCCCAGCACUCCACCCAUCCUCUCACAUUCGCGAAGUACAUCUCGCACCCGGCACCACCACCGAAGCAAAAGCUCCAGCCGCGCCACAACAUUCAGCGAUUUAAACCUGCAAUCGCAUUCCAGGGAACUCUCUCUCCCAAUCCACCACCAGAGUCAACAUCAGCAUAAGAAAACAUCCAGUUCACCCCAUAUACGCCGACAGCAGAGCGAAUCCGCCCACAGCCAUGCCCAUGCCCAACCCCACACCACCAAAUCAGACGCAGAAUGGAUGCUCCGCGCCGGAAUAGCCCUCGCCUCCUCGACCCGUGAAGAAAAAGGCCAAAGCUGGCUAUCCAAGCGCGAAAGUUCGACCAGUCUCGUCUCCGAGAUCCCCAUCGACAAUGAGACGGCGCCGCAUCAUCGGCACCACUGGCGCACGAAGUCGGGGUCAUCGCGAAAGUCUCGGCCUGGGUCCGGUGCGUCGACGCCAGGAGGGAUGACUCUUUCUAGACGGAGUUCUCGAUCUAGAGGGACGAGUCGACGGGGGAGUCGGGCUGGUCUUACUAUGACUACUUUGCCACUUACUACUACUACCACUACUACUACUGCGUCGACAUCGUCUAUGGUGGCGGUUGGGGCUACGGGGCCUGUGGCGCAGGGUCUUGAGGCUGAUUUUGUGGAUGAGCGGAUUCGGGCGGAGAUGGCUUCGUUGCAGCGGCGGGAUGGAGAUGGAGAUGGAGAUAGAGAUGAUUAUUACGGGGAUGGCGUUGAAGAGGAUGAGGAGUACUGGGAUGGAGAGGAAUAUGGCGAUGAUGAGUCCGAAUACGAUUAUUCUACCGAUGAGACGCCGGAUGAAUUCGACGAAGCUGAUUUGCAGCGACUUACACAGCCGCUGGCUGGAAGUAGUCUCGAGCAGGAUGAGGUUCAUGAUAAUUUGUCCAUGGCCUCUGCGGAGCUGGAUCGGUAUUCUGAUAUUGAUUCUGUCUCCCUUGCGGAGGGUGAGCCGGUUGUUGUUGAGAAGCCUGGGGAGGAGGGUGGAUGGGAGGAUGCGAGUUGGUUGUUCCGGGUUGUGAAGCGUGCCAUCAUCUAA